UAAAUAGGGGCACGGCGUAACUAUACCGUGCAUUAUUUUUGAUACUGUUUUGUGAGCCUAUUGACUAAACUCUUUGUCAGCGAAGGGCCGUCUCGGCUGCUGCGACGUGUCGGCCGCACCAGAAACGUUGCGACUCGUCGAUGCCAAGUAAAUCUUUGACAUUUCGAGCCAGCCAGCGUUGAGCCCCCGUGUCCGGGAGCGCCAGCGCAGUGUGCGUUCCCGGAGGCCAUGGCCAUGCCAGCUUCCGUGUAUGUAGUGUUAUCGCUUGGAGCUGCAGGUGGCGGUGUUGUCAAGGGCAUCACCGGGUUUGGCAAUGCGAUUAUUAAUCUCCUGGUCUGGGUGACGUUUAAUGCAUUUGGCGUGGAUGGCGGUUCGUUGAAGCAGGCGGUUCUGGCCGACACGGUGGGGUGCAUGGUCGCGGGAAUCCCACUCCUAAUCAUGACGAAAGCACACAAGACGGCUGAUUGGCGCCUGGUCAUAGCCAUCCUAGCCUUCACGACAUCAGGAGCGCCUGUUGGCGCGGCGCUGCUGACUCGCCUGAACCCGCGUUGGGUGGAGCUGGUGAUGGCAGUGGUGCUGCUGCUGGUGAUCGUGCUGCACAUCAAGCUGCACGAGAAGGCGACCAAGGCGUUCCGGGAGUGGCGUGCGAAGCGCAGGUCAGCAGCGAUGUAUGGCUUGUUGGAGGAGGAGAAGGCCGCGCGCCGUGCCGCAGACGGUGACCACCUGGCCUCCGCGCCAGGCAGCGCCAGCGACGCGUUGACGGGUUCACUGGGAUCACUCGCAGACACGGACCUUCCUAGCGCUGGCGUCAGCAGCUCUGACGCCGUUCUGCACAGCCUCGCAGUGGAUUGCCUGCCUUCGCCUCUACCCAGCCGGCUGCCCUCGCUGCAGGCUCCGGGCGCCCCGACCGAAACGCUCGCCGGCAACAGCGGCGGCGGGGGCACCGGUGUAGCAGCAGCGGGCGGGGACGCGUCAUCUGGGUCGGGGCACGGCAGCAGCGCUGGCGGCGACGUUUGCAAUCGCGGUAGGAGCAGCGGCAGCGGCGGUGACGCCCACACGGUAGUGGUUAUCAACUCCUACUGUGCGCCUUCAGCUGCUGACGUCGCUGCCGAGGCCAGAGGGACCAGCCCCAGCAAAGCUUCUGCAGCUGAUAGCACGGAGACCGCUGAAAGCGCGGAAGGUGCGAGCACUGCUGCUGGUGCAGGCUCGAUAGGCAACGGUGCGCAGGCCGCAGAUGCGAGCGCAGCACUUGUGGGCCUGCUCACAAUCACUGACAUGGCGCCGCUGCUGGAAGCCGGCGCAGCCUCGUCAAGCGCCGGUGGCGGCGCCGGCUGCACGUGCACCAGCAGCUGCAGCGCUUGCGGCGGCACCGGCAAGACCGCUGCAGGCGGUGGCGGCCGGUACAGCUGCUGUGGCGGUGGUGGGAGGGGUGGCGGUGGUAGUGGCGGCCUUUUGGCGCGGCUGCGGCGAUGGGUGGCCACUGCGGACUGGCGGGAGAUGCGGCGCAUCAUCGCGUUCGGCAGCGUGGCGGGCUUCACGUCCGGCGUCAUGGGCGGGAUGACGGGCAUUGGCGGCCCGCCCAUCAUGUUCAUGUACGAGAAGCUGCAGGUAGCCAAGGACGUGGUGCGGGGCACGAACGCCGUCAACAACGUGCUGCAGCCGCGCCUGGUGUCGUACAUCAUCAUGGGCAUGUUUGCCGCCUCCGACGCGCCGUUGUACGCGGUGACCAGCGUGGUGGGCUUGGCGGGUGUGGCCCUGGGCAACGUGCUGGCGGGCCGGCUGGACCAGCGCGGCUUCUCGCGCAUCCUGGUGGGCCUCAUGCUGGUGUGCUGCGCGCUGCUCUUCGCGUCAGCGGCGGGGCUGAAGGGCCACCACGCAGCGCCCUCCGUGGCCGGAGCGGGGGCGGGCGGUGCGGCUGCAGCUGCGGCUGCAGCCGCAAACGGCGCGCAGGGCGUGCACUGAGGCACACGUGCAUGGGCUGGCACUGGGGAGGGGUGAUACCUAGCGUGCUCAGAGUUAUAGAGCAGGAGAUAGGGCAGGAGGUAGGGGCGUAGAUUAGGGCAUGUAGCGUUGCGUCGUGACGGCACUCUGCAUGUUCUUCAUGCCACAUAUACAACAUCGUUGGCUGCGUGACGUGCCAUGCCAUCACGUGUGCAUUGUGGCUGCCUAUGGCACCAUGGCAUGCGAAAGACGGACGAGAGCCUCUCAGAGACGAAGUUCAGGACCUGCAGUGACCCUGAGAACUGGUAGAUGUUUCUUUUACGGACGUGCUUCUUGGUUUGACGGCUUUGUCCGCAUCAAUGUUAUGGUAUACAGUAUCCCUAUGCAACCGACAGGCUGAUUUUGACAUGCUUCAGACGCAAUUCAUGUGAAAGGUUACAGAUAUUCAUUCCGGUGUUAGGUAGCGAGCCCUUGCGCGUUGUGUCGGUGCUCAAAACCUCGGAGGAGGUGUCAUUGUGUCAAGUAUGUGACUGGGUCAGGGAGCCGGGCACGCUGCAGGAGGGUCGCUCACGCUGGCGGCAACUGCUGGUCGUACGGUGGGUCCCGUAGAUGCGGGAGGUGCCGGAAGACAUUCCCUUCAUCAGCGGUCCCUAAAACUUGUUCCCUAGUUGCGCUUCAAUUUGCAUUCCUAUAUGCAGCAAAUGUGCACGGUAAGUGCGGCGUGCCGGGGAUUCUGAGCGUCUGUAUAGUGUGUCCUCGCAAGCUGGGCAGGCACGUAGACGGGCGGUGAGUUACGUCCGCAGAUAUAAUAGCGUGACGGUAUGCAGAUCUGUGUGCAAGCAUACAGAGCCACUUCUGAUUUUGUAUGGCAGGAACGCUGGUAGGCGACGAGCCAGUGGUAGCGUGCAUGUGCGUAGCGGAUGGAGGGAGCACGCAAGGCCACGUGGAGGUGGAGAGCACGGCGCCGCCCGAGACGCGGCGCCGGCGCGCAGGUUGAGACCUGCCGGUGUCUGGCCAGCAGUCUUUGCUGGCGAGCAUAGCAUGGCACGGCAGGGUGUGGGGGGAUUCCUUACUGUUUGGUGUGUCGUCUGCUGUGCUUGUGCUUGACAGCGGGACGCGGCUGGACACAUGGCGGGCGGUGCCUGUACAAACCGACCCCGGCUAUUGGAGAAAGGUGGUGGGAGCAGGUAGAGAUGAGUUACCGGUAGCUUCGGAACCUGCGGCCUCAAACAUUGCACCAACAUGGCUUGGGCGCAGCCCAAGUUUCCCCUUGAUGGGGAGAGCCACCUUUCUUGUCGUCACUCGUAAGGAUACUUCGUGAGAAGGUUUCGUGACGGGGUUUCUGCCCAAGUGUCUACAUGUAACCCUAACACCAA
This is a messenger RNA of Chlamydomonas reinhardtii, 3317 nucleotides long. RefSeq lists its product as uncharacterized. Gene Ontology annotation, cellular component: membrane. The transcript has 6 exons. The coding region runs from base 235 to 1962 and encodes 575 amino acids. The record is from RefSeq and is a predicted model, not a curated record. Lineage: Eukaryota; Viridiplantae; Chlorophyta; Chlorophyceae; Chlamydomonadales; Chlamydomonadaceae.